Molecule: messenger RNA, 289 nt
Organism: Drosophila arizonae
Lineage: Eukaryota; Metazoa; Arthropoda; Insecta; Diptera; Drosophilidae
Biological process (GO): mitochondrial respiratory chain complex III assembly
Source: RefSeq, a predicted model, not a curated record
UUACUAAUACCCGAUUCCCGAUGGCGAGCAAUCCUUAUGUUAAGUCCAUAGUGCUACUGCUUGGCUCAGGCGGCAUAGGAUAUGGUCUAAUGCUGCUCACUGAGCCGAGUGCCGAGAAGUUGGAGCGCAUUAAAGCAUCCGGAUCACUGAAUGCAGACCAACAAAAAAAGACACUGUUCAUGCAAAAGCUAAAGGAAGCGGCAACAGAUAGCACACCAAUAUACAGGCAAAGACCAGGUGCAGAUAAAAAAGAUAACUAGACUAAGUUAUUUGUAAUUUAAUUGUUGUA